GUACCCUGACCGGAGAGUAGAGUUGGACAUACCCACUGAAGCAGACAACAGCUCAACUCAGGACAGACUUUGAAUAACUAUUCGGCGACAUAACUUUUCUGUUUGUAAAGUAAACAGACAACAAGAGAGAUUUUACGCACGAAAAAUGCAGCCCCUCUGUCACCAACUGCUCAGCUUGCUGUUCGUUUUCAGCAGCCUUCAGAUCCAUCAACUCACAGAGGCUUGCUCGUGUGCUCUGUCUCACCCGCAAGAUGCGUACUGCAACUCUGACAUUGUGAUCCGUGCCAAAGUGGUGGGCAAGAAGUUACUGAAGGACGGGCCUUUUGGCACCAUGCGUUACACGGUCAAACAGAUGAAGAUGUACAAAGGAUUCAACAAAAUGCAGCACGUUCAGCACAUCUACACAGAUGCCUCUGAGAGUUUGUGUGGAGUCAAGUUCGACAUCAACAAGUACCAGUAUCUGAUCACAGGCCGCGUGUUUGACGGCAAGGUCUACACCGGGCUGUGUAAUUUCAACCAGCCAUGGGAGCGCCUCUCGCUGGCCCAGAAGAAGGGCAUCAACCACCGCUACCAGCUGGGCUGCAACUGCAGGAUUAAGCCCUGCCACUACCUGCCCUGCUUUGUGACCUCAAAGAACGAGUGCCUGUGGACGGACAUGCUGUCCCACUUCGGCUACCCCGGCUACCAGUCCCGGCACUACGCCUGUAUCCAGCAGAAAGAGGGCUACUGCAGCUGGUACCGGGGGAUGGCCGGCCGUGACAAAACCACCAUCAACUCCACCGACCCCUGAGCGUAAAACCACAGCCAACCCCCAAAACCAUCACAACUUUCUUGAGUUUCUUCUCCUCUUCCUCUCACUCUUCUACACCUUUCCCAAACUCCCCCACGGCCCUCGUCAACCACAGAGUAUUACAGAACUCUUAAAACGUACAGUACUAGCCCCAAGUGACCACUCCUACGUCCUCUGACGAAAUAUACGAGACCUAAAAUAAUCAGUGCCUGGCUGUCUCAUAGAAAUAGCACUUCAUGCUGUACAUUUCAGUUUCUCCCACCUAACCUUUCCGACAUUUUCCCUAGCUAUCAAUGAGCAGAAAUUAGACCCGAUCCCAGUCAACUUUUUUCAGACUGCGAGACCUUUUUCAAACUAUCGUAAUGCUUAUUAUGGGUGGGAUGGCAUUUCAGAACGGCAGUUUCCAGCAAUGCAUAAUGGUGAAAAUGAUUUGAAUAUUAAGUGUGUGGUGCAGACCGUAUCAACAAAGCUCCCGCAACAUAAUGUUAUCCUCAACACAGGUUAUGCUCAGUAACCAGACACAUUGUCACCAGUACGAGGGCAAUGCCAACACGAGGUAUGACCUCUGAAAAGCAAUACCUCUUGCUCCAGUCACACAAAGGUAUUUUAUUGGUAUUUAACAAUGAUUUUGAAUCACAUGAAAGUGUAUAUGUAUGUGUUGACAGUUUAUACUGUCAACAUGUCUAUUUAUAUGAAUGAUGCAAUCUUUGCCUCCCUGACUGCUUGCACUGUAAAGUUCAUUCUAGGUUGUAUUAAAUUGCAUUUACAUUUGAGUAAUUUAGCAGAUCACACUAUAUGAAUGCAUUGCUAAUAUCGGACAAAGAAUUGAUUGAGUAUAGCUAUAUUUUCUUCUCCGUAACCAGCACUAAGAAUGAACCUUACAGCUCAAUCACAGGGAAUUCUUAAUCUUUCGCAGAGAAAUGGAUGCAAGUUAUUUAAUUUUUUUUGCUGUAUAUGAUAUAAGCUACAAAGCAAUGAACAGUUGACUCGACUGAAACCUCUGUAGUAGAUUUAUUUAUCCUUGUUUGUCGAAUCAGACAAUAUCCAUGCAAAUACUACAAACAAAAUCAACUAUCCUACUAAAAUAUCCAAAUAUAUAUAUAUCUUUGUAUCUGGCCAAAACUGUACCAUCACUACCCUGUUUGGCUGUCAUGAAGGACCAGAAUCCCAAAUUGUGUUUGUAAAGCAUUGAUUUAAUGUUAGUUCUGUGUUAGAUCCGCCUUCAGCAGAUUUUGAAUGAUGGUACUUUUGCCCAAUCACAGUUCCCCUUCUGGUUCUCAUGAGGGAAGGAACAUUUUAAAGCAGAGGUUUCAGACAAAACAAAGUGUUUUCAUAAAUGUAUAUUCCAUUUGUGUAAGUAUUUGAACUAUUUCAGAUGAAAAUAACACUAUUGUCACUAAACUCUUCUACUUUUGAGUUUUCCAGUUCAGUAUCUUCAGUCCAUUCCGUUAGAAACAGAGAUGCCUCAGCAGGAGUUAAUAGUCUUUGCCCAGUCUCUCAGCUCUGCCCACUUUUCCAUUAUGUUCAGAAAAGGCCAUGCCAAGUUGGUGUUGAACAGAAUAGAGUACGGCCCUGACGUGACAGUUUUAGAAGGAAAUCCACAAAAAUAUAGUUUAGUCAAUUUAUUAUUCACGUAAUCUGUUAUAACGUGAGGAACUCAAAUUAAAUCUAAAUCUUGCCUCCUCCGCAAGGCACUUCUUAACAUGAAACAUUAUCUCAUUCAACAAUGUAGAACAGAAAAUUGUAAAACAAUGUCGAAUUCGACAUUUCCGACCAUUACAAAAGAAGAGGAGGUAGAGGUGGUUCAUCGGUCUCAGCACGUUUCACCACUGCUGAGCUUCUGACACCUCCAGGCCUUGGCUGAGCUCCUCAGUAGUCUGAGAGGACUACUAUGCCACAGAGAUAUCACUAAAGCCUGAACGUUUUACAUCAGCAACACUGUUCUUGUUCUCCUCAGGCAGUUAGAAGUAGAGCUGGUUUAGCAUUGAGAGAAUGGUGGACUCGGUGAGCGUAGCCCGAUAGUUCCGGAAGCCGGAUAGUAUGUAGUCUUCAUGUAGAUCCAUCCUUUAGUUAGAAUACUGGGAAGGUUCCUCGGUAUGUUUAGCCUUCAUUGACACACUUCUCUAGUUGUCAGUCUUGAGUUGUUUCCAUCUUCCUCAUCUGGUUUUUGGAAGUUCCUCUCUCUUCGGCCUUGGCAUCUCUGCAUCUGUAUUUUUUUUGUGGUUCAUGUUUGUGUAAAUUUACUGUCUGCUUAACACAGAAACACUUGGUCAAGUCGAUCCAGACUGCAUUUUAAAAGGAAGCUGGCAAAAGGUUGUGUACCAUGUGUGUGUAUACACUGAUUCCUAAAAAGGGGGGAGGGCGAGCGACCGUUUCCUUGUAGGGGUUGCAGAAAUGUUUGACUUAAUUUCUGUGUUUUAUAUUUUUAUAAUAAAGAUUUAAUGAAAAAAUUGA
Messenger RNA from Oncorhynchus gorbuscha (pink salmon), 3244 nucleotides. RefSeq names its product metalloproteinase inhibitor 3-like. The record is from RefSeq and is a predicted model, not a curated record. Bases 146 to 790 code for a protein of 214 amino acids. Lineage: Eukaryota; Metazoa; Chordata; Actinopteri; Salmoniformes; Salmonidae. Gene Ontology annotation, cellular component: extracellular matrix. The transcript has 5 exons. Gene Ontology annotation, biological process: negative regulation of endopeptidase activity; negative regulation of membrane protein ectodomain proteolysis. Gene Ontology annotation, molecular function: protease binding; metalloendopeptidase inhibitor activity.